AUGGAAGAAAUAUUUAAAUUAACAAUGGAUGAACCAUCUGAAAACUCAACUCACAUUUCAUCAACAUCUCAAAUACUACAAGAUUGUUUACUGAUUAUUGAAUCACCUUCUCACGAUUCUUAUAAAUCUUCUGAUUCAAACAGUCCAGUAUCAACAAAAAGUAAUAAUUAUAGUGAUCAUCCAGAUAUACUAUAUUUCCAAAAAAUCAAACAGAAGAAUCAUUUCAAGUUUCAUAAAUCAAAAUUUCAAGCAAAGUGGAAUAUUGAUAAAGUGAAUAGUUCCAAAAUGAAUUCAAAUUUUGAUCCUUACGAUUUAAGCUCACUUUUAGCGAGGUUGAAAACAUUUAAUUCCUUAAAUUGGAAAUCGAUAGACGACUCGUCUAUAAAUGAGUUGAAAUGUGCCAUAAAUGGAUGGAAAUGUGUAUCGUUUGGGGUAAAGGAAACUAAAAACCAUUUGUUGUGUACAUAUUGUAAUCAACAAUUGAUUUUAAAAUUUGAAUCUAAUGAUUUGCACAAUGGAAAUUCCACUAUUGUGGAAACACCAUUUGAUUUCCAAUAUUUAAGUGGGAAAACAUUUGAUGAAUCAUUUCAAAAAAAAUUAGUUGAGUUAUAUACAAAGCAGAUUGAAAAUACUGGACAUGGACCCAAUUGUUUAUGGAAAAAUUUUGAAACACCAAUUGAAGAAGUAUACCAUUUAAGACAAUAUUUACCUAAUACCAAUCAAUUUUUAAUUCAAGAAUAUUGCAAGAAUUUAAAGAAUUUAAUUGACAAUACAUUAAUUUUACAAGAAUAUUCUGAUACUUUUACAAGUGAGUUUCUCCAACUGCAAGUAAAUAAUGAUGAUUUUAUUCACGUUUCCAAUGAAUGGUUAAUGGCGAAAUUUUUCCGAGACAAUAAAGAGAAUUUUAGUGCUGGGUUGGCAUACAAUAUACCUUCUUGGAUAUACCAACUAGCAUUGCAUGGCUGGGCUUUAAAUGUUCAAAGCUAUGCUAGAGACAUAAUAUUAGUAAUGAGUUGUAAUAUGUGCAAUCAAAGAGUGUUUUUAAAUUCUGACCACUCUUCAAAUCAUCAAGAAUGUUCAACACAUUUGAAAUUAUCACUGUCUAAAAUCUUGACUCCAGUGAAAUAUGCCAUGUCAGGUACCCAAAAUAAUGAUAAUACUGAGUUUGAUACAAUAGUAGAAUCGAAAUUUGAUCCACGGACUCAACACAAACCUUGGUGUGCCUACUUGCACAAUAACUUACCGGCAUAUUUCUACCAAAUGUUAGUUCAAUCAAAAACUAAUAUAGGUCCUGUUGGAGAAUACAUCUAUGAUAGCAGCUUGAUGGAUAUAGAUACGUCAAUUGAUUCAAAUCAACCACCAACCAGAAAAAGAAAAAAUAGUUUUACGGUUAAUGAAGGUUUAGAAAGAUUAAGUAAACUACGGAAAUUAUAUUUAAUAGAUGAAUAG
This is a messenger RNA of Candida albicans SC5314, 1449 nucleotides long. RefSeq lists its product as uncharacterized. Gene Ontology annotation, molecular function: zinc ion binding. The transcript has a single exon. The record is from RefSeq and is a predicted model, not a curated record. Gene Ontology annotation, cellular component: nucleus. The coding region runs from base 1 to 1449 and encodes 482 amino acids. NCBI's taxonomy places the organism in Eukaryota, Fungi, Ascomycota, Pichiomycetes, Serinales, Debaryomycetaceae.